AAACUUACCUGGGAAGGCUGGGGAAGGAGGCUCUGGGUCCAUGCCUAACUCUGUACCCUUUUAUUCCUCAAGGCCUAUAGCCUGUCACCCCUUGAAGCCUUCUCUGCCUGUCCCUCUGAUCCUUGUCCACCGUCUGUUUAUUGCCCAAUUUAUUGUUUAUAUGGAUGACUGGGAGGCACUGCACCACAAUGUAGGACCCUGGCUUCCCUUUCCUUGGGUCCUUGUGUUCCUUGCCCCUGUCCAACCCUGGACAGUUGGCUCUACCUCAGUAACACUUUAUAGCAAAAUCAGUGCAAAUAAAAAUCCCUCAGUGACCUCACUGGAUGUGAGUAUAUUGGGCCUGGGACAGGGCUGGGGGCUAACAACCUGUGUGAGAUGAGCGUCUUUGUGUCUGUGCUUGAUGUUGGUGGCUCUCUGUAGUCACAUGACAGCAUGGGUGUGCUGGAGAACUCACUUCAUUCAUUCAACAAACAUAUUUUCUAAGGAGUUCCCUGUGCCACGCACUAAUCUGGGCACUGGGGAUGUAAUAAAAUAGGCAAAGUCCCACCUUCUGAGACUGUCAGGGAAAUGAACAAGAGUCAAAUAAGACAGAAGAUGUGAUGUAAUAUAACUAGGAAAUCUUAGAGGGUUGUAGGGUUGUGGGAGCUCAAGUAAGACACUUAACCUGGCCUGAGACAUUCCAGAAGGCCUCCUGAAGAACUGACAUCUGAGCUGAGAACUGAAGGAAGAUGAGUACUAGUUAGUGAGGCUACCUGACGUGAAUGUGGAGAUUGUGCAGGGCAAUGCAAGAGGAGGCUGUAGAAGUCAACCUGGCUAGAUCGCAGCGGGGCGUAUGUGGGGCAGGAUCUUCUGGUGGUUCGAACUUGCUCCUGAGAGGAUGAGGGCUCCUAGAGCGCUGGCUCCUGGACAACAACCUCCUUUGGUGCCUUGUGACCGGGCCCUGAUGGUUCAUUAGAUGGAGCCUUCGAGUCUUAGGGAGUUGCCGCAGGGUCCCCACAGCAGCUCCCGACGGCUGUGAACGAGCAUCCAUCCUCCAGGGCUCCCGGCAAACCGCCUGGCCUCGGACGCGGCUCAACUGUGAGCGGCCGUCCCGGAAAUGACGCGCUGCCCCGCUGGCCAAGCGGAAGUGGAGAUGGCUGAGCUGUACGUGAAGCCGGGCAACAAGGAGCGCGGCUGGAACGACCCGCCGCAGUUCUCAUACGGGCUGCAGACCCAGGCCGGCGGACACAGGCGCUCGCUGCUCACCAAGAGAGUCGCCGCACCCCAGGAUGGAUCCCCCAGAGUCCCCGCAUCAGAGACUUCUCCUGGGCCUCCCCCAAUGGGGCCUCCACCUCCUUCAAGUAAGGCUCCCAGGUCCCCACCUGUGGGGAGUGGUCCUGCCUCUGGUAUGGAGCCCACAAGUUUCCCAGUCGAGUCUGAGGCUCUGAUGGAGGAUGUGCUGAGACCUUUGGAACAGGCAUUGGAAGACUGCCGUGGCCACACAAGGAAGCAGGUAUGUGAUGACAUCAGCCGACGCCUGGCACUGCUGCAGGAACAGUGGGCUGGAGGAAAGUUGUCAAUACCUGUAAAGAAGAGAAUGGCUGUACUGGUGCAAGAGCUUUCAAGCCAUCGGUGGGACGCAGCAGAUGACAUCCACCGCUCACUCAUGGUUGACUAUGUGACUGAGGUCAGUCAGUGGAUGGUAGGAGUUAAAAGAUUAAUUGCAGAAAAGAGGAGUCUGUUUUCAGAGGAGGCAGCCAAUGAAGAGAAAUCUGCAGCCACAGCUGAGAACCACACCAUACCAGGCUUCCAGCAGGCUCCAUAAUCCUCGGUUCCGCAGACUCACCGGACACCAUCUCCUAUGCCUUGGAGGCCUUCUCUCACUUGGCUCCCUUCUUACCACCACCAAGACUGUCCCACUAGGCCUGACCCACCUAUAAGGGAAGAGGUCCCACCUGGGCCAGAGGGAGUUCAUGUGUUACUCGUAACAUGCAUUUCAAUAAAAACAUCUCUGUGGUGGGCCUUGGGUAGGAGAGAUGAACCCUUCCUGUGCCAAGCUAGUCCCCUCUUGUGUCCUCGA
Molecule: messenger RNA, 2059 nt
Organism: Chlorocebus sabaeus (green monkey)
Lineage: Eukaryota; Metazoa; Chordata; Mammalia; Primates; Cercopithecidae
Gene: SRA1
Product: steroid receptor RNA activator 1
Biological process (GO): regulation of transcription by RNA polymerase II
Cellular component (GO): nucleus
Source: RefSeq, a predicted model, not a curated record